ACGCAUUUUGCGCUUGUUGGUCAAAACAAGUGUGCGGAAGAUGGCGACGGACGGAGGCACUGACAGCGGCUCACACAGCAUGGAUAAAAGCAUAACGCUUCCUCCGGAUGAAAUCUUUCGGAAUUUGGAAAAUGCCAAGAGGUUCGCAAUAGAUAUAGGUGGCUCGUUGACAAAACUGGCAUAUUACUCCACUGUACAGCACAAAGUGGCCAAAGUGAGAUCAUUCGAUCAUACAACCAAGACAAACUUUCAGAACGAAACAGAUGGAGACCCGCUGUACGAGAUCUCGGUCCAGGAGGAGAUCACGGCUCGGCUCCACUUCAUCAAGUUCGAGAACCGGUACAUCGAAACCUGCCUGGAUUUCAUCAAAGACCACCUGGUGAACACGGAAACCAAAGUUAUCAAGGCUACAGGAGGAGGAGCUUACAAGUUCAAAGACCUGAUUGAGAAGAAGUUAAAACUCAAAGUGGACAAAGAGGACGAGAUGUCGUGUCUUAUCAAGGGCUGUAAUUUCGUGCUGAAGAAUAUCCCUCACGAGGCUUUUGUUUACGCAAAGCACGCCGACCCGGAGUUUCGCUUCCAGAACACACACCCAGACAUCUUCCCUUAUCUUCUGGUUAACAUCGGCUCUGGAGUUUCCAUUGUCAAGGUGGAAUCGGAGGACAAAUUUGAGCGCAUUGGCGGAAGCUCUAUCGGUGGUGGGACGUUCUGGGGUCUUGGAGCUUUGCUUACAAAGACCCAGAGAUUUGAUGAGCUUUUGCAGUUGGCCUCUAAGGGACAGCACACCAGCGUGGACAUGUUGGUUAAGGACAUCUACGGGGGAGCGUCCGUCUCUUUGGGACUGCCGGGAUACCUCAUAGCGAGCAGCUUUGGGAAAUCUGCCACCACUGAUAAAGAGUUCUCCAAAGAAGACAUGGCUAAGAGCCUGCUGCACAUGAUCAGUAAUGAUAUCGGUCAGCUGGCCUGCCUCUACGCUCGACUGCACAACCUCACCAGAGUUUACUUCGGGGGAUUCUUCAUCCGAGGACACCCAGUGACCAUGCACACCAUCACCUACAGCAUCAAUUUCUUCUCCAAGGGUGAGGUGCAGGCUUUGUUUCUAAGACAUGAAGGCUAUCUGGGUGCUAUCGGGGCGUUUCUGAAGGGUGCGGAAGAAGACAAUCCUAAUCAGUACAGCUGGGGGGAAAACUACGCCGGCAGCUCCGGCCUCAUGAGCGUGUCUCCGGACCUGAAUCCAAUGCAGCGAGCGCGAAGUGGCACAUUUGACAUGUUGGAGAUGGAUCGUUUGGAGAGGCAGCUGGUGAACUUGCCUCUCCUGCAGGACCCUUCGUCUUACAUUCCCGACACUGUGGACCUCACCGAGGACGCUCUGGCUAGAGAGUACUGGCUCUACUGUUUUGAGGAAGCGCUGGAUGGGGUGGUGAAGCGAGCUGUGGCCAGUCAGAAAGACCAGCCCGAGGCCACAGAGAGGGCAGAGAAGUUCCGCCAGAAGUACAGACACAAGCUGCAGACAUUACGCCAUCAGCCAUUUGCUUACGGAUCCCUCACUGUCCGGAGUCUGCUCGACACCAGGGAGCAUUGUUUGAACGAAUUCAACUUUCCUGACCCCUAUUCUAAGAUCAAGCAGAAGGAGAACGACAUGGCGCUGAAGUACUACCAGAAGGUGGUGCAGUCUCUGGAGGAGCUGAGCUGGGAGCAGAGGCAGUUCGCUCUGAUCCGAGGCCUGCUGGCGGGCAACGUGUUCGACUGGGGAGCCAAAGCCGUGUCCGACAUUCUGGAAACUGAUCCGCAGUUUGGGUUUGAACAGGCAAAGCAGCAGCUGCAAGAGCGUCCUUGGCUUGUGGAUGCCUAUAACCAGUGGAUUGAAAGAUUGAAGGGUCCUCCUCAUAAAUGUGCGUUGUUCUUCGUAGAUAAUAGUGGAGUGGACAUCAUUCUAGGAGUUUUCCCCUUCGUAAGAGAGCUCCUCAUUCGAGGCACAGAGGUUGUUCUUGCGAGUAACUCGGGUCCUGCGCUAAACGAUGUGACUAACAGCGAGCUGCAGAUUGUCACUGAGAGAAUAGCCGCUAUGGAUCCUGUCAUUCAGGCUGGAGUUAAAGAGGACAGGCUGAUGUUAGUUCAGAGCGGAUCCAGUUCUCCCUGUUUGGACUUGAGUCGGUUGGACAAAGUCCUGGCCACUGUGGUGCGAGAGCGUGGCACGGACCUGGUGAUCAUCGAAGGCAUGGGCCGCGCCAUCCACACCAACUACUACGCCAUGCUGAACUGCGAAAGCCUCAAGCUGGCCGUCAUCAAGAACUCGUGGCUGGCCGAGCGGCUCGGCGGCAAGAUCUUCAGCGUGGUCUUUAAGUACGAAGUUCCUUCCAAAACUCAGGGGCAACAUUAACAAAACGUUUCUGACGCACACUCAUCUCAGCCUGGAGGAUAGGAUACGGCACGGUGAGCCACCGCACCCCUCCAGGACGUGUCGUCACGUUUGUGCCUCUGUGCCACUUCUUUGAGAUUGACACGAUGAUUGUAUACACGAUGGUAGAAUCAGUUUUUUUCAAUCCUGGUCUAUAAUUUUAAGCAGGUCCUGCUCAUCGCAUGUUCACGCCUGCUCUGAAAUCUAGUGCUUCUCAAACAACCGCUGUUGUUCUAUCGGGAUGGCAGGGUGAUUUCUUGGGGUGGGGGUGUGGUGGUGGUGUGUGUGUGUGUGUGUGUGUGUGUGUGUGGAGGCGGGGGAUUGUCUGAGAUUGAAUGUUCUCGAGACCCCACGGGAUACAGAAUGAAAUGACUUUAGAUUCAGCCCACGUGCUGGAGUCUUAGGUAAACUCAGUGGUGUUAAGCAAACAUCAAUUUAAAGAAAAAACACAAUAUAAAGUCAAUUAUUUUACCGAAGCACAGAUAUAAAAUAUUAACAGGCUUUGUAGUUCACAGUGAAUCUUAUUACACCAUAUUGGAUGGAGCUUUUGAGCAAGUGGUUCUUCUUUCUGUGUUCAGACAUUCAGUCGUUUGAGGUGAGAGCAUGAAAGUGGUGGAACAUUACAGGGCUAAUCGUGUUUUCUGGUAGAUGAAAUUUAAUGUAAUGUCUACGUAUGUGCCUUGAGUCAGUAUGGUGACCUGUUUUAAAUGACGGUGCGCCAUGAAGUGUGUGCGCGAAUCUUUUGCUGGUCAGAAAAGCAGUAUUUAAUUAGAGUCCAGCUUUAAAGGAAUACUCCAGCAUGCGUUUUCAACCUCACUCUCUAUGCAGCACAUCUGAAGAACUGAAGAAAAAAAUGUUAACAUGUUUCCCUGUAUUGAGAAAAAAAAAACUCCAAACUCAGUUAAAAUGGAGGUCUUGUAAGGACAGUGGUUAAAUUCAUUUAUACCACAGCGCUCUUGAAUUGUGAUCAUUGAUUCACUUGCACAGGAGCUUCCAUAGCGGAUGAGCAACAUAAUUUAAGGCUUGAUCGUAAUCUUAUUUAACAAAGUAAAAUGUCUAAUCAUUGACAUGGUGAAGCUUUCUGUGAGGAGAUGUUUAUGAAAGGAGUCUCCUGAGUGUCAGUUGCGCUUCCAGACAUGACAACCUGCUUUUUUUUUUUUUUUUUUUUUUUAAAUAAAUCUUUAAGAGAAAAAAAAAAAGAGGCUUGAGAGGGAACAACUGUUAAGUGAUGA
Molecule: messenger RNA, 3630 nt
Organism: Pangasianodon hypophthalmus (striped catfish)
Lineage: Eukaryota; Metazoa; Chordata; Actinopteri; Siluriformes; Pangasiidae
Gene: pank4
Product: pantothenate kinase 4 (inactive)
Exons: 19
Coding region: 41-2380 (779 amino acids)
Biological process (GO): coenzyme A biosynthetic process
Cellular component (GO): nucleus; cytosol
Molecular function (GO): pantothenate kinase activity; ATP binding
Source: RefSeq, a predicted model, not a curated record